UAGUGCCAAGUGUUAGUAUCGUUUCACGCCUUUAAUUUUUUUGCGUGAUAUUCAAGUUUUUUUUUUAAAUUCACGCCAUCUCUUUUCGCUGGAGAGAUCAUUAUCGCUGAUGGUACAUUAGGUAUAAAAAUUUGAUAAGUGUCAGUGUGAUUCAGUGAUGUUGAGAGAAACAGUAUUUUUUUGCACGCUUCAGUGUCACUUUUUGACAGCGUAAUGGAUGUAUGUGAGUGACAGUGGAUUAUUUGGAGACGGCGAGAAAGAGAAAUUGGAUUUUUUUUAUUCACGGGAAAACAAAAAGGAAAAAAUGAUGAUUUUGUUAAUUUGGAUUAAUAAAAUUACCCAAUCGUCAUCGAAUCACUGAGGAGGCGGGAAAAAUACAAUUAAAGUGGAAAGGAAAGUCCGGAAAGUGUUUGAAAUCUCCCGAAGUGUCCAUAUUAUACACAUUUGGCAAAGAAAAAAGGGAAAAGAGGUGGAAGAAGUUCCAUAGUGUUAACUUUGCUGUGUGCGCCCGACAGCUUGGGUCGUUCGCAGUCUUAAUUGCACCAUCAGCCGGUGUAAUAAUGGAAGUUUGUUAAGUGUUGCGUGGCACCGAGCGGUGCUUCCAUUCCCGCGAACUGUGUUCCGGUCAUUUUGUGAUAUAAUGUGACCGGUAACAAUUGCUCUCACGUGGAGGUAUACAAAAUUGUCACAGCCAAAGUGUCUGAGGAGUUUUAUCUUUGUUGAGUUAUAGCCUGGUGAAAGUUAUUUAUUUAUUUAUUUAUUAUAUCGAGUUAUUUCAACGAUGAAGACUAUUGCGAUUAUCGUCAUCAGUUGCGCCAUUGGAGUUCGUGGUAUAAUCUGUCCAAAAGACAGCAUACCAACGGAGAAUGGCGAGUGUAAAUGUAUAUCACCAUGUCCACCAAAUAAAUGCACGCAGGGUGAACGGCCUGUUCAAGUGAGGGCUGCAUCACCCGAUGUACCAGGCAGCUGUUGCGCUAUCUACAACUGCAUUCCCUCAGAACCAGUAUCAUGGGAUGAUACAGAUGACAGUCGGUUACCGAAGGAUUGUGUUGAUUACAACGGUGUGCCACGAGCGAUAGGCGAUCGUUGGGAUUAUGAUCCCUGCACUAAUUGUACCUGCGAGGAAUUGAAUGGAAAAGGGAGUAUUUCGUGCCACAUAACAAUGUGUAAAAGUUGCGAGCAUAAGGCGCCACGGGUGCCUGGUGAAUGUUGUGAACGUUGUUACGAUGCGACGAAUGACACGGGUACAAUUACAACGAGCGACGCUACUACGAGUACGACAGUGCCGUUUGUCGUGCCAAUAUCAGACUGUCAAUCACUCGAAGAUUGUCAGCUACCCUGUCACCUUGGAGUCGAGAACGACGAUGGAUGCCCUAUUUGCCAAUGUCCGAGUGUCACUCAGAGUACUACGGGACUAGAUCCAACGGACAAAAUUUGCCCGGAGCUACCGCACUGUGGUCUCAAUUGUGUGCUCGAGAAGGACCAGGGUGGUUGUCCUGUUUGCGCUUGUGAGGAUAGCAUUGAAUCAGACGUUUCUGUUAAACCUUCAAAUGUACCACUACCGAGUGAAGAGGAAGAUGACAGUGGUAUCACAUGUCCUGAGCUUAAAUGUGAUCUUCAUUGUGAACGAGGUCUAAUCAUGGAUGAGAAUGACUGUACAGUGUGUCAAUGUAAGCCGCAUGCAACUGGAUGUUCAACAAUCAGUGGAUGCAAGAAGAAAUGCCCUUAUGGAUAUAAACUCAAUAGACGUGGAUGUCUGACUUGUCGUUGUCGGGCGACUUGCACGGAUCAUCAGAAUGAAACACAUCCCGAGGGCUCAUCUUGGCAGCCUGAUGUUUGCACAUCGUGCACCUGCGAUACACUGGGACGGCUGAUAUGCAAGGAAACUGUGUGCUCCGUUGCAUGCUCAAAUCCAUUGCCACGUAAACUUGGCACCUGUUGUCCGGUUUGUCCCAUCAAUGAGAAUUCAACCAAGAAUGAACAUCAGGUGUCACGAAGUUGGGGGAUUAUUCCAAUAACGCUAAUAGCCGUUCUGACGUUACUCGUCAUUCUACUAAUGAUCUACGUCGCACGCGGAAGAUUUCGCGGCCGCCUAUCGCCCUCAACAACACUCUACUCGUCUUAUCCGGCUCAGUAUUACAAAUGCGUGCCGGCAUACGAUACACCGGUACAUCGAAGUGAAAAAGUUGUGCCCCUUUAAGAAAAAGCAUGAUCCCUUUAUUUUUAUUUUCCCAUUGUAAAAAUUUAUUCGAGAAAAUCGAGAGGGACUGCAUCUCCAGCCGUUCGGAACUGAGGAAUUAUUUUAAUUAAAGUAGCCAUUAAAAUUUUUUCCUCUCGCAUCCAACUUUCACCAAUUCUCGGCUUCUUUCGUAGUGAUAAAUAAAUCUGAGUGAUAGACGGUAGUUGAAUACAUUGAUCUCUAGACCACUACGGAUUUAUUCUCUUCAAUUUUUUUUCUAUUUUCCUUCCUUCAGCAGAUGUUGAGACGAGUUGAGACACUCAGAGAGAUUUGAAGUAUUAGAAUGUUUUAUUUCGCCAUAUCGAGAAUAGUGAUAGAUUAUUAUUUGUCAUUUUUCUUAACGUUAACACAUACUCGAGAGUCAUGAUGAGUUUGUUAGUGUAAUAAAAUCAGACUUUAUUGUUCACUUUUAAUUAGGUUUAACCACUAGCUGUGUUAUUAGACUGUUUCUGUUUUCCUUCGUCAAACUUAUUUAAGACCUUUCGAUUUUUUUUAUUAUCAAGCAAUAAGGAUAAAAAUAAACGGUUAACUCUGAUGUAAUAUUUAUAAUUGAUGAAGUUGUUGGAUUAAAUCAUGAGAAAAUGGGGAGGAAUUUGAAGAAUCGUUGAAAUACAAUUAUUGUAAAUAUUCUUCAUGCUUCAUCGACGCUUUCGAGACUGCGCAAAUAAUCAGAAAAGAAUCAUCAUGUUCAAUGCAAUAUUUUUUCAUUUCUUUUUCAAUGGAAAUUGAUUUUCAAGUUUUUUAAAUGGAUAAACAAAAAGGAGGAAUUCACAUUUGAUUCAAUGAUAUGAGAAAAAAAACUAUCUACACAUAUCCAUGUAUCUAAAUACGCACGUAGAUAUCAUUGUCCUUUUUAAAUUGAUAUAUAUUUUUUCAAUGUGACAUCGUCAAACCUCUAAUUCAUGUAAACGAAUAAUGAAAAUAAAAUGAUUUAGUGUUCUAGGCAUUUAAACUUAAUAUAUAGACGUAAUUAUAGUAAUAAAAUUACGAUAAAAACACAAACCAUAUACACAUGCAGUAUAAAUAUAUUUAUUGUCAAUAUAACAUAGGAUUAAAUUUCGUACGUGUACCUUGGAGACAAUAUUUAUAAAACAAAUAUUUGGAUUAAAGGAUAUUGAAAAAAAAACAUGAAAAUAAACAUUUUUUUUUCGAAUGAAAAUGGAAAAACAAAUAAUUCAUGAGAAAUAUAAAAAUUCUGACAAAUUUGUAAGGAUAAAAAUGAAAGAUCAAUUAGUCGUAAGCAAUUAGCGUUGCUUCCUUCAUCAAUGAACAAAUUGCGUUUCGCUAUUCUCUCAGUUAUGGAGAGUUUUUAGCCGUCAUUGAGAGAUGAAAUAAUAAUUGUCUAAUAUGAGAAGACAUUCAGAAUGCUCGUGUGUCCUGGAAUUUGGUAGAAAAGUGAUGGAACUGUUCAAGCCAAUACAUCCGAGUAAUUACGAAAUUAUCUUGCUAAGGAAUGACUUGGAAAAGGAAUAUCACGAAACAUUUCCUUUGUAAUUUGUUUCCUUCCGAUUAUGUCGUAAAAUUAUUUGUUGCCAAGUCAAGUUUUUGUUGUUAACUAUGUAAUUAUUUCAGUAAUUACCGACCUCCAAAUAAUAACAAAUAAUAACUCGUUUUUUACAUUAAUGAGGGAUUAACAGAAAUGUGAAAUUCGCCUCAUCACGUUUCACCGAAUGUAAUUGUGUUGGACUUGACCCGUUUUGUCCCUUCGUUACUGAGUGGAUGAAAACAAAAUUCAGCAGUAUCAUUGUGAACAUACAUUCAUAUCAGUGUAACGUAUCAAAUAAAUCAAUGAGAAAUAACUAAAACCAAUAAUUAACGCGUUACGAAUAACUAUUGUAUGUUAAAAAACUGAAGACUCAAUAAAAGAUUGUUGAUACGUGAA
Molecule: messenger RNA, 4121 nt
Organism: Diachasma alloeum
Lineage: Eukaryota; Metazoa; Arthropoda; Insecta; Hymenoptera; Braconidae
Product: cysteine-rich motor neuron 1 protein
Exons: 7
Coding region: 782-2200 (472 amino acids)
Molecular function (GO): serine-type endopeptidase inhibitor activity; protein binding
Source: RefSeq, a predicted model, not a curated record